AGAUACGUUACGCUGUCAUAGUUACAAUGAAAGACGCUUUGUGACCCCCGCGGUUAGUGAAUGGAAGGUGGUGCCGUCCUGCGUUUCCAUAUGGGCUACUGAAUCACGUCAAGAAAAUAUUAUUUUGAAUAAUUUAACAAAAAGGUGGACGUGCAAAGUUUAAAAUGUUAAUGCUGGCACUUUUAGCACCGUGAAAGGAAAUACCGUCGGAGCGGUUUGUGGAACUUUUUACCCCGAGAUAAGGAUGACAACAACACAAUAGUGUUGGCAACCUGAAAGUGUUUUAGUUCCCACACACUGGGUCUCACAUCAACAGACAACAAAGAUGAGGAUACAGGGACAGCCUGAGGGCGUAAGGAGGCGUCUGGAUUUAAAUGCAAUUGGUGAGCUCAGGGCUGUGGAGCUCAUUCGAGGUCGGGCAGGGUAUGGCUUUACAAUUUCAGGACAGAGGCCCUGUCUACUGAGUGGCAUCCUUGAAGGGAGCCCUGCUGCCCUAGUGGGACUCAAACAGGGAGAUAACAUCAUGGCCAUCAAUGGAACAGAUGUGUCCACUGCUUUGCAUGAGACUGUGGUGCAGUUGAUUGGGAGCUGCAAAGGACCCUUGCGGAUGGUGGUGCAUGCUGAGGGCCGAAUCAUGGGGAACCCCAUCCUAAAUGAUGCAAAAUUUGGGAGUGGCCAGAAAAGUGGUGUUUUCCAAAAGGCAGGUGUUCUUCGCACUAUCUCAGAUGAUUCAAGCAAUUCCUCCUUUAAGUCAAAUCAUACUAUUGCCACCAAACAGAGGCCAGUGUCAGAGCCUGAUAUGUCGCAUUGGUCACAACACUGGAGCUCUUUAGCUGAGCAGCCAAAGGAGGUAACUUCCAGGAUUGGGGACACUGACUCUGUGUUUACAGAUGCAGAAGAGGCAAAUCCAGACUGGAGUAUUUUAAACAUGACCUUGGUGGUUGGCUAUCUGAGCUCCACAGAACUGAUUUUAAACACUACAGAACCAGAGGAGGACUGUUUAAAAGCCAUUCGUGAGCGAAUACGACAGUUGGGAACAGAGCAGGACACCCAUACACUUGUGAUGAUGAAGAUCAUGUUUGACUGUGUUCGACUCUGUGACGACACAGGAGCUGUUUUGGCUGCCUUUCCAACUGAAAACCUGGUUUUGGGGGCUGUCUGUGCUGAAGACCCACGUUUUUUUUGCCUGGUGACAACAGCACAUAUAAUCAAUGGACGCGUACCUGAGGAUGGUCCUCUGCGGGCAUCGUGCCAUGUUUUCUUCAUUGACCCAGAGCUUGGAAACCACGGGGACCACAUAGGCAUUGCCGGACGUUUUGGGUUCGACUGCACUCCAGAUCCAGAUGCCUUGGGCUGCCUGGAAUUUCCUCAAACUCCCCAAGAUGUUCUUCAUUUUGUCACAGUCCUGUACAGCGACAUGGGAGAGGCUGUGGAGAGGCUUCGAGCCAAACUGGAUAUGGAGGCUCAGCAGCAAGCCAAAGUGAAUGGUAGCAGUGGCAAGCAAGGCAGUGCCAGCAGCAACGGGGACAGUGGAAUUGGAAAUUCGUCUCCCCCUGAGGAGAGAGCGGACAGGGAUUUCCCUUCUGCAAUCCAAAACCAUACUGGGGCCCACCUCCCCAGCUGUCCAUGGGAUUAUCCUCUGACUGAAGACCUCACCCCAAUAAACCUCUCCAAGAAUGACCAAAAACUUAAUCCAGAGAACAGUGCCAGCAUACAUUCCCUUUCAGAGUCACUACCUGGCCCUGAUUGUCUUACUAGCUUUUAUGGAGGUCCCCCACCCAGACUCGAGUUCCAGUUUAAGCCUCCACCUCCUCCUCCACCUUUGGAUAAAAAAACAAGUAUCUUUGGAGAUCCUCUCAGAAGUAGCCAAAGGUGGUUCUCAAAGCCAAAGUGGCCAAAAGCCCUAAGUAGUCAUCCUGAGCCUCAGGUGAUGUGCAGCAACAACUUUAGCCACUUGCCUCCCCCCAUGAAUCAGAUCCCCUCAGACAGGUACCGGUCAGCUGAAGUCCUGAUGCUUCCUCCCAGAGACGAAUGGACCAAAGGGUUUCUUGAACAGAGAGAGAAACAGCAGAGAGAUGGCAGUACCAAAAAUGGCUCCAGGUUUUGGGGUGUGGGUGUUAUCCGUGCCUCUAAACGCCGCUCUGCAAAAAAACGUCUCAGCUUGGCACGAUCACUGGAUGACCUUGAGUCUGCUGCUUCCUCAGAUGGUGACUAUAGUGGAGUCCAGUUGCAGGGAUGCUGCAGCCAAAGCAGCCUGAACAGUAAUGGCAGCCUUCCAGGAGCAGGCAGCCAUCGAGGGGGCCCAGAGCAGCGUGUGGCCAGCUGGGCCGCCUGCUUCGAGCGGCUCCUCCAGGAUCCAGUGGGUGUGCGCUACUUCUCGGAAUUCCUCAAGAAGGAAUUCAGUGAGGAGAAUAUCUUGUUCUGGCAGGCCUGUGAAUACUUCAGUCGUGUUCCUGCAGCUGAUAAAAAGCAGCUCUCCCAGAGAGCAGGAGAGAUCUACAACAGCUUCCUGUCCAGCAAGGCCACCAUGCCGGUCAACAUCGACAGCCAGGCCCAGCUGGCCGAUGACGUCCUCACCUCCCCACGGCCCGACAUGUUCAAGACACAGCAGCUACAGAUUUUCAACCUGAUGAAGUUUGACAGUUAUUCACGAUUCCUCAAGUCCUCUCUUUACCAAGAGUGUAUGCGCGCUGAGGUGGACGGCCGACCCCUGCCCGACCCCUACCAGAUUCCCUGCAGUCCCGCCCCCUCGAAACACAGCGCCAGCUCUGACCGCUCUACACUUUCAACUCCGAAAAAGGAGGCCAGAAAGCAGAGGUCAGGGAGGUCACUGAAUGAAGACAGCAGAGAUGAGAAUGCCGACAAGAAACGAGGCAUCUUCUUCUCGUGGUCCCGCAACAGGAGCUUUGGGAAGGGCCCAAAGAAGAAGGACAUUGGAGACAUUAACCUCGAAAACUGGGGCAGUAAUGGGCGUAGGGAGUCCCAGGGCUCCUUGUCGUCCAGUACCAGUGUGGAGAUGCCCACAUCCUGCUCUGCUGGGAAGCUUGAGUCUGAUAAUCGUCACUCAGUUGGAGUAUGGGACCGCUCCCCUAGACAGUGCAGUGUGAUGCUUCCCGACGGUUCCUGUUCGUCUAUAACACUCCGGCCAGGCGCCUCCAUAAGGGAGGUACUACAAGAGCUCUGUCACAGCAUCAAUGUCAACAUCGCUGCUGUCGACCUCUUCCUGGUGGGAGGGGAGAAGCCUCUGGUUUUGGACCAAGACUGCAUGACCCUCAGCUCACGAGACUUGAGAGUGGAGAAGCGGACUUUGUUUAGAUUGGACCUGGUACCCAUUAACCGCUCUGUAGGGUUGAAAGCCAAACCUACUAAACCAGUCACCGAGGUCCUGCGUCCCGUGGUGGCCAAAUAUGGUCUCCACCUUAGUGAUCUUGUGGCCAAAAUAAGCGGGGAAGCCGAACCUUUGGAUCUCGGUGGCCCCAUAUCAAGCUUGGAUGGCCUGCGGGUUGUGUUGGAGCGAGCUGACCCAGCUUCAGGCAGAGACAAAUCAAAGUCUUCUUCUUUAAAAGGCCAUCCUCCAACCAGGAGUUUUUCUGCUACAGGAGUUGAGAGGUCAACACCAAAGGACUUUUCUGUGAGAGCAAGUGGACCAGACUCUGCACUCCCAGGGGAAAAGAGAAAACAGAAAAAGAUUAAUAUAGAUGAAGCUGAAGAAUUCUUUGAGCUGCUAAGCAGGGCACAGAGCAGCCGAGCCAACGACCAGCGUGGACUCCUGAGCAAAGAAGACCUGGUGCUUCCUGACUUCCUGCGCCUAACUCCUCCCAAUCUGGUCUCCACCCCUGACUCCCUGAAACAGAACCGAGAGAAUGGCGUCUCCUCACGGGGGGCCCUCACCUCCAGCCUUCGCUCAGAGAGCCUGGACUCCUCUCUCAGCUCCAGUGCUAAUGGACACUCGGGGACCAGGCGGUGUCUGUUGCCACCUCCUCGCCACCCGACUUUUGGCACCCACCUGUCCCCCAUAUCCCGGCCAUCAGAUGUCCGGCCGAGCCUCCGCACCGUGGAGGAGGACGCCCACACUGACCUGACCCUUGUGGGGGAGGGCGACAUCAACAGCCCCAACAGCACACUGCUGCCUCCAUCACCGUCCUCGAUGCCGUCCCUCGAGGGCAGCCUGUCUGAAGCCAACUUCACCCCACCACCACCCUGCUCCCAGUCUCAAGAUGCAGGUGGAGAGGGAAAGUCCAGUUCAGAGGGAAGAACAGACCCAAACUCCAACGCCAAAUCACCCAGCGAUAAAGCUGACGCUGCACAGGCGGUUCAGGAGGUGAUGGAUGUGGAGGGAGUACAUCUAGAGGAGGGAACACUUGAAACAUCCCAGGGUGAAGACUCUGAGCUCAGCCUGAGCUUCCAGGGCUAUGUCGCUGAGCUGCGACAGUGCCAGAGCAAGAUGAGGAACGCCCAGAUGCCCCAUAACGGCCGCAACCCACCAGAGGGCAAGGACUGCACAACAGACCUUUACAAAGCCACAGUUGUCUAAAGGGAACCCCCACUGCUGCACUUUUAAAGCCUGAGGCACUGUCUUUUGAAAGGGAAUUAGAUAAACGAUGGGCUGCAUGUACAAAGUUGCCAAUUUACACUCCAAAAAAAUUUUAAAAAAUCAAUAUUAUGGUGAUAGAUAUCGUAAUUUUGUUUUGAAAUCUAGUGUCUUCUUGUUUUUUGUUUUGUAGUACUGGUUACUGGUUGUAAUUUUGGGACAGUGAUAUGUUUUUGUUAUGGUAUAGUUUAAUAAUGAAGUGCAAAUGAAUUUUAUUAUGAGCCAUUUUAGACUGAGGGCAACCAUGGAAGAGGGCUGAAAUUAACUUUUGGGUACCGGUUUCUAAGUUGUAAUUAAUGGGUUUAUUAUAAGUCUUUACUUCUUAAAAAGCCAUCCAAAUGAAUUAAAGUGCUGACAAGAGUAAGCAAUGUCAGCAAAAGAGAUUAACAAUCAUUUAGUUUAUUACAAUUUAUAAACAUCAUGGAGGCUACAUUUUGUCAAAAAAAUAUCCUAACAGUUUCCACUUACCUGCUUUUUCCAUUAGCCUUCCACUGAAGAAGACUAUGCGACGCGGUUGAAAGCUCUGUGAUGUUAUUAACAUCUUGACUGAUCUCUGAAGAAUUAUCAAAUGACUGAAUUUAUUAAAGAAUAAUUAAGCUAUUAAGUACAACUCACAAUAUAGUGACAUAAUGUUAUUAGCUUCUCCUGCAUAGACAUCUGAAAAAAACUGUAAGUGAACCUUGUGUUUGAAUAUAUUUUUUUUUUUCCCCAAAAUAUUUGCUCUAGUAGAAAGUGGUGCCCACUUUUUUUUGGACCAAAGGCUAGACAGGACUCUGUUUUUAGGAUCAAAAGGGAGGCACAGUUUUCUUGGAUAUUUAAUUAUUUCCUGUUUACAUCUUCUUCCUGUGUUUUACAGAUAAUACAUGACGGUACCUUUAUUGCCUAUAGUUCCUGCUUCUGUGGUUUUGAGGUUGUCCACAUGCUGAAUGAUUAAAAAGCUUUGAUGGCUGUAAGCAACAACCCUGAUGUUCUUUUCUUUUGUACAUUGUAUAUGAUUUGUUCUGAGAGCAGGGAAAUCCUCACCAACCAGUCCUGACCUCUAGUCCACCUUGUAAAAACAUACCUGAACUACUACUCUGUUGUAGUUUAUAACCCAACGCCUUACGUAAGAUACAUUCAAAGCCUUGAAUUCUCCUACUUGGCUAAUUGUGUUUGCAAAGUUAGUCAGAAUUGUAAAUAAUUAACUGUAUAGUUAUCUUAGUUGAACCAUUUCUUCUUGUGAAACACACUACCUUCACCUGAGCAUUUGUCACUAAUGUGGAAGUGCUGUUUAGCUGUCCAGCCUCCUCUUUGUAUUUUUAGCUCAGCAUCUGGAGAGGGAUUAUUACAGCUGGUGAAAAUUAGAGGUUAGAUUAUGAGACUGGGGAGUUUGUCUUGACCGAGCAUGUCAGUGCUGGAAUGCUGACAACCCAUGAGGCCUAUAAAUGGUUGGUUGGCUUCACUUUCAUACUUCUUCAUUACAAAAGUAAUCCCUACCAGAUCCUUGAUACAUGAUCAAAUUAGACUUCUUCUUAUCUUAAAAACUUGAGGUAUAAGUCAUUCAUCCACCUGUGAAUGUUUUGAUGUCUAGACUCCUUCCUCCCACUGCCUAUCUGCUAUUCCCCCACAGCAGCCACUCUUAUUUUGAAAUGUGUGCACACCUGCAUGGCUUCAACCUCAUUUUGCAGAAAUGAACCACGAAACAUUGCACUUCCCACCCUGAUGUAAUACAUGUUUUUGUCAGCUGUGACUAGAGAGGACCAACUGAGCUAAAAUUUAUUCUGAAAUGGUCAUAUUCUUAUACAUUUUUAUUUGAAACGCAAAUCUUCUGACUUUAUCCUCUGAAUCUUUAUUGUUUUUAAAAGCCUGAAGAAACCAGGAAGUUGUCUCUCAGUCUCUUGCACUCGUACUUUAUCGUCAUCCUACGUGGGGAAAAGUUUUCCUUAACCUGUUGAUAAUAUAAUGUGUACAACUGACUAAUGGUGUACGGGGUGCAGCCUACUAAUUUCUACUUCCCGUUUUGAUUAAAAAAAAAAAACAAAACUAAAAAGUUAAACUAAAAUGAAAAGUUUGUUGUUGUUGUUUAAUUUUGUUGAAGUUAUUAAAGGAUCUCUGAGCUGG
This is a messenger RNA of Scatophagus argus, 6691 nucleotides long. RefSeq names its product regulator of G protein signaling 12a (gene rgs12a). Gene Ontology annotation, biological process: signal transduction. The coding region runs from base 326 to 4534 and encodes 1402 amino acids. Gene Ontology annotation, molecular function: protein binding; GTPase activator activity. Lineage: Eukaryota; Metazoa; Chordata; Actinopteri; Scatophagidae. The transcript is spliced from 18 exons. The record is from RefSeq and is a predicted model, not a curated record.